AUGACUCCAUUCCUGCUUUUACUCUUAUCGACAUGGCGAUGUGUCGACGCAAUAUUGCGGAUCCCAAUAAACAAGACGACCCUGACGCGAAGUGGUUAUAACGUGGAUAUGAUUGAGGAAUUCCUGAAGCAGAAGUAUAUUCCAAACUACUCAUUCUGCACCGACUAUGACUACGGCAACAGUGAAGGGCUUUCGGACUACAUGAAUACUCAAUACUAUGGCCCCAUCCAGAUUGGAACUCCUCCUCAGACCUUCAGAGUGCAAUUCGAUACUGGCUCAUCUAAUCUGUGGGUCCCUUGCGCAAAUUGCCCUUACUACAACACUGCCUGCCAAAACCAUCGACAGUUUUACUGCCAAUCAUCGUCAACUUGCUACCAAACAUAUCAGCCCCUUACGGUCCACUAUGGAACUGGAUCGAUGCAAGGUUAUGUCAACUACGAUAGAGUUUGUUUCGGCACCAACCAGGAGUUCUGUACGAACAACCAACAGGGAUUCACCUGCGCCAUGUUAGAGUCCAGAGAGUUCGUUAACGCCCCAUACGAUGGCAUCCUCGGUAUGGCGUGGCAAUCAAUCGCUGCAAACAACAUUUCUCCACCUAUGAACCAAAUUUUUGCUAACCAGCAAGUAUGUCCAGUGGCGCUCUUCUCUUUCUGGAUGAACCGUGAUCUGAACAACAAUGUUGUUGGUGGAGAACUGACUCUAUGCGGAAUAGACCCCUCCCAUUAUCAGGGCCCAAUCUAUUGGGAACCUCUCGUCUCUACAAGCUACUGGGAAAUACGGGUGAGAGGCAUCACCGUCAACGGACAGUCAAUAACCUACCGUCCUUUCAACGCCAUCGUUGAUACUGGUACCUCACUCAUUGCUGGCCCAUCACGUUAUGUCCGACAGAUUCAACAAGCGAUCGGAGCUGGUCCGUCAGGCGAGAUCAACUGCAAUUCUAUUCCGUAUCUCCCGAGAAUCGCUUUCAUAAUUGGUGGAGCGCAGAUGGUCCUUUCCGGAAAAAAUUACGUUCUUCAGUUCGGGGAUGGCUCGUGCAUGUCCGGUUUCAUGUCAUUCGGAAUGUCUGAUGGCUUUCAAUGGAUUCUUGGCGAUGUCUUCAUUGGCGCCUUUUAUACCGUCUUUGACGCUGGAAACCAACGUGUUGGAUUUGCAGUUGCUUCUUGA
Messenger RNA from Haemonchus placei, 1164 nucleotides. The record is from the annotation of a GenBank genome assembly. NCBI's taxonomy places the organism in Eukaryota, Metazoa, Nematoda, Chromadorea, Rhabditida, Trichostrongylidae.